CUCCCCUCUCCUCUCCUCUCCCUCCCGCGCUUCUUCUCCUCCCUCAGCACCCGCGCUCACGGCGCCCCCUGGCGGGCGCCGCGGCGAUACGCGCAUGCGCGGUGCGCCGGUCCGUUGCCAUAGCAGCGGGAGCCAACAGGGAGGCGCCGCCAUGAGCCCGCCCGAGGUGGAGCCGCUCGUGGGCCGCAAGUACGAGAUCAAAAGGCGCCUGGGCAAGGGGGCCUACGGCAUCGUCUGGAGAGCAACCGACCACCAGACAGGAGAAACAGUUGCUGUCAAAAAGAUUUUUGAUGCUUUCAGGAACAGAACAGAUGCUCAGAGAACAUUUCGAGAGAUUAUGUUCCUGCAGGAAUUUGGAGAACAUCCAAAUAUCAUCAAGCUGCUCGAUGUUAUCCCAGCAGAGAAUGACAAGGACAUCUACCUCAUCUUCGAGUCCAUGGAGACUGAUUUACAUGCUGUGAUUAAGAAGGGGAAUGUGCUGAAAGACAUCCACAAAUGUUACAUUCUCUACCAACUUCUGAAGGCAACUAAAUUCAUCCACUCAGGGAAUGUUAUUCACAGGGAUCAGAAGCCUUCCAACGUGCUGCUGGAUGGCCAGUGCUGUGUGAAGCUGUGUGACUUCGGGCUGGCCCGCUCCCUGUGCCAGCGGGGCGAGCCCCAGCCCAGCCCCGCGCUCACCGAGUACGUGGCCACGCGCUGGUACCGAGCGCCCGAGAUCCUGCUGGCCUCCCGCCGUUACACAAAGGGUGUGGACAUGUGGAGCAUUGGCUGUAUUCUUGGAGAGAUGCUGCUUGGAAAGCCUCUUUUUCCUGGAACAUCAACAAUGAACCAAAUAGAGCAGAUCCUGAGGGUCAUCCCUGCUCCAUCCCCAGAAGAUAUUUUGGCUCUGCAGUCAGAGUACAAGGCCUCAGUUAUUAAGCACAUGAGUUCCAGGCAGCGAGUAGCAUUUGAGGAGAUUUUCCCACCCUCCACUCCACUGCCUGCCUUGGAUCUGCUGAAGAAACUUCUGGUCUUUAACCCUGACAAACGGCUCACAGCAGAGGAGGCUCUGCAGCAUCCUUACGUGAGCAGAUUCCACUGUCCUUCCAGGGAGCCCUCUUUGGAUUUUGAUGUGAUCCUUCCUUUGGGUGAUGAUGUCCAGCUGUCUGUGGCAGAAUAUAGAAAUAAAUUAUAUGAGAUGAUCCUUGAAAAGAAGUCAAAGAACCUUCCAAAGGAGCAAGGGCAGAGAGAAAACAUUCAGCUGAGCCAGUCUGAGUCCAGCACACCUCUGCCAGGUUUCAGCUCAGUGGCACCCACCAGGAAAGACCAACAAGAGCCAGCACCCCCUCUGCUAAACCCUUCACAUGUGCACCCCGGAGCCACAGCUGGGGCCCAACCAGCAGGGUCCAGCCAGAGCAAGGAUUUGGCCAGAACUCUGGGUCAGAGAUCACAGAUUAGUGUGGUGAUGUACAACCCCAUCACACACACCACUGUGCAGAGAAAUGCAAAUCCUGGUGCUGGGAUCAGGAACUGUUCUGCACCACCUCAACAGUCCAGAAUCUCCAGCAAUGAGAAACUAGGGAGACAAAUCACAAAGCUCUCUCCUACAAGUGUGCAGAACCUUUACAAUAAUCCCAGAAACUCUCAGUGUCACAGCAAAGACGUUCAUCCCCCUCUGAAGCCCGGUAAAAAGAUGUUCCAGAUCACUGCAAAUGUGGGAGCUGCGGGUGAUCCAAGGGCAUCCAUGGGCAGCUACUCCCAGGCCUAUGGAACCAUCAGUAAAUCUGCACUGCAGAGCCUUCCAAUAGCAAAGGCCUCCAAAAACCCUGAGCAGUGACUGUGGAGAUAUUCCAGACAGGUGAAGGACAGCUCAUCCCUCAGCCCCUGACUGAGCAAGAGCAGCAGGGAAGAGCAAACUAUGAGGAAAUGCUUUAUUAACUGCUUAGGGCAAUGUCCUCCUCUCCUCUGGACAAGCUCAUAGGAAAGGGAAUCCCACUCCUCUGCCUUCCAGUCUCAGCAGGCAAGGACACAGCAUUUGCUCUCAUACCCUGAGAAGAGUGAAUGCUGUCACUUCACACUCCUUCUUUGAAUUACUGCAAAAACCACAGGAAACAGCAUUAUUCUGAUACUUGAGUGGUUUUUAGACAUACUCAGGGUACAGGGGAACCUCCUGAAGUUCAACAAGGCCUAGUGCAAGGCCAAGAAAAUGCUCUGAAGGCUUGAGUCCUUCAGCUCUGGAGAUAGGCUGGGAGGUGUCCAGACUGGAGGAAAGAAGGCUCCAGGAAGACCAAGAGCCCCUUCCAGUGCCUAAAGUGGCUCCAGCAGAGCUGGAGAGAGACUUUGGACAUGGGCCUGGAGUGACAGGACAAGGGGAAUGGCUUCCCACUGCCAGAGGACAGGGAUGGAUGGGGUGUUGGG
Messenger RNA from Passer montanus (Eurasian tree sparrow), 2397 nucleotides. RefSeq names its product mitogen-activated protein kinase 15 (gene MAPK15). Gene Ontology annotation, molecular function: ATP binding; MAP kinase activity. The transcript is spliced from 13 exons. The record is from RefSeq and is a predicted model, not a curated record. Gene Ontology annotation, biological process: intracellular signal transduction; protein phosphorylation. Lineage: Eukaryota; Metazoa; Chordata; Aves; Passeriformes; Passeridae. The coding region runs from base 95 to 1816 and encodes 573 amino acids. Gene Ontology annotation, cellular component: nucleus; cytoplasm.